UUUGAAUUCUCGAAUUUUCAGGCAAUUCCCUUUGUUAUUUUUUGUAGUCCACUUAUUCUGUCCUUCGGGAAUAACAUUAGGAUCACUUCAAUUUUUUUUUUAAUAAUUUUUUUUGUCCCCCUUAAUCAAAAAAUUUUCAUCCCAUUUUCCAAUUUUUUUCAAUCCCUUUCGUCCAAUGAAAUUCCUAGUUGUAAAUGCGUUGUAAUUGGUUAUGUAAUUCUUGAAAUUCGUAUAAAAGCUCUGUACUUAUGGAUAUAGAUAAUUUUUUUCACAAUAUGGACGUCAGUAACGUGCAAAUUAGAGGCUCUGUUGUUCCUCACGUAGUCACAGAAACUGAAAAUGUAUUUUUGAAUACAUUGUAUCUGGUAGCGUUUCCAUCACUGGAAGCGUUAAAGAGCGACAUUAGAACUUAUGAAAUAGCAACGUACUGCCAUUUUGCGGUGAGAGAUUCUAAUUUCCAUGGAGAUCGGAAGCCGUAUAUUAAAUUUGUAUGUUGGAGAAAGAGCUAUAAAACAACAAGCGUUUCUUCGCAGCCGAUUAGACGAAGGAGGUAAAUUGAUUAGUGUUAUUAUAUUGUUCAUUGAGGACUUCAAUGGACACACAAUGUCCGGCCUUCAUCUUUUGUAAGUUUCUUGAAGGUUAUUGGACUGUUGUUCGUGGGAAUGUGCAUCACAAUCACGAGUGCAAUUCCAUGAGGUACGACUGUAACACAUGGAUGCGCCGAUUAACGGGAGCGGAAUUUGAAUCAGUGAAGCCACUGCUGAUAUCUGGAACAUCAGCAUUCAAUGUGAUACACUACGCUUACCAAUCAUAUGGGAAACGUCUUACAGCUCAAGAUGUUUUCAAUAUGCGUUACAAAGUGUUCUCACAGGCCAACCUUCCUGGUGAUUACGGUAAGUUGAAAAAUCACAUCACGUCACUUGGUGGCCUUUGUGAUUAUCAAUUGGAUGCAGAUCAUAGUCUGUUGUACUUCUUCUUCGCUACAGCAGACCAGAUCAAUCUGUGUAACAGGUUUUUAGAUGUUGUUGGUUUUGAUGGGACAUACAAAACCAAUAAUGAAAACAUGUUUCUUUAUCACGUGGUGGCUUUGGACAUGAAUUUCAUGGCAAUACCUGUUUGUAUUGCAUUUGUAAGUCGCGAAACAUCGACUUUGCUGUCCAGUUUCCUCUCGUUCUUCCGCCAAAUGAGUAACAAUAGAGAGGUUAUCGGUAUUGUUACCGACGAUUCACCUGCUAUAGCUGCUGCCAUAACGCAGGUGUAUCCCAAUUCACACCACCUUUUGUGCCGCGUGCACCUUCUUCGAAAUGUCAUCAAGAGGGUAAGCUUUCCUUUCUUUACAAAUAACCCAUUCAUCGUAUUCGUAGAGGCUACGAUCUGAUCUUCUUCAAAUGUUCUACCGUCUUAUGCUAACAAGAAAUGUGGAAAGCUUCCAACAGUAUGUGUCAUUUAUCGAAGCAGCAGACGGGAAUUUCUAUCAAUAUUUGAGAGAUCAGUUAUUGUCCAAAAAGCACAAGUGGUCGAACGCUUUUAGACCAGCUGCAAUGCUUCUAGAUCAAAGCAAUACAAAUUUCGUUGAGACGACCCAUCGAAUUUUAAAGUUGCAUAAGCUGAACAGAAAAACACCCGUGUUCAGAUCGAUAUUUAGUGUUCUGCUUCGCACUGGAUAUUGGAUAGAAGCUCGAGUUCAAAAGUACUCCACUGAAUGCUGUAGCAGGGCUGUGCUGGGUCGCGAGCCUCAACUACGUCGUCUUCAGGAAACACUUACACCUGCUGCAUGUAAACUGCUUAAGCGGCACAUGCGCAUUCCUGUUACUGACUACUACAGGAACUUACACAGUCUCCGAAAAUCCUAUUAGUUGUUCCUGUUUCUUUUAUGUAGAACACAGA
This is a messenger RNA of Schistosoma rodhaini, 1887 nucleotides long. NCBI's taxonomy places the organism in Eukaryota, Metazoa, Platyhelminthes, Trematoda, Strigeidida, Schistosomatidae. The record is from the annotation of a GenBank genome assembly.